Molecule: messenger RNA, 2334 nt
Organism: Hippocampus comes (tiger tail seahorse)
Lineage: Eukaryota; Metazoa; Chordata; Actinopteri; Syngnathiformes; Syngnathidae
Product: semaphorin-4B-like
Exons: 15
Coding region: 16-2334 (772 amino acids)
Biological process (GO): negative chemotaxis; semaphorin-plexin signaling pathway; axon guidance
Cellular component (GO): plasma membrane
Molecular function (GO): semaphorin receptor binding; chemorepellent activity
Source: RefSeq, a predicted model, not a curated record
GCGCGGACGCUGACGAUGGGCCGCCUCGCUCCGCCGGUGUGCGCGCUUCUGCUGGUCGUUACUCUGCGCCGGGUUGCUGGCCAGCGUGACGUCACCCCUCGCCUCACCUUCUCCUACGAUGCAGAGGAGAGGAGGUGCCCGACUUUCUCGGCGGACGGGCUCUUCAACUUCACGUCGCUGCUGCUCAGCAAAGAGGACGGCGCGCUGUACGUGGGCGCCCGCGAGGCGAUCUUUGCCCUCGACCCCGCGGACAUCGGCGCACGGGAGCGCCAACGAAACCUCACGUGGAAAACGCCGGACAAGAAGCGAAGCGAGUGCAGUUUCAAAGGAAAAGACCUCCAAACGGAUUGCUUCAACUACAUCAAGAUCUUGCUGCGAGUCAACAGCACUCGGCUGUACGUGUGCGGGACGUACGCCUUCAGCCCCGUCUGCGCCUACGUCGACACGGCCGACUUCACCCUCGUCGCGAGCGGCUCGGGCGAGGUCGUCACGGAGGACGGGCGCGGCCGCUGUCCGUUCGACCCCGGGUUCAGGUCCGCAGCCGUCAUGGCCGACGGAGAGCUGUACGCCGCCACCGUCGGCAACUUCCAGGGGAACGAGCCCACCAUUUCCAAGAGUCUGGGCCGAGGAGCCGCCCUCAAAACGGAAAACUCCCUCAACUGGCUUCAAGUGCUUGUAGAUGUGCUAGUGGGCUCUCUGCUAGGCCCGGCCUUCGUGGGCUCCGCCUACAUCCGGGAGAGCCUGCCCCGGGGCGACCCGGCGGGCGACGACGAUAAGAUUUACUUCUUCUUCAGCGAGGCGGGAAAGGAGUUUGACUUCUUUGACAACACGGUGGUGUCGCGCAUCGCUCGCGUGUGCAGGGGAGACGCGGGAGGGGAGCGGGUCCUGCAGAACAAGUGGACCACCUUCCUCAAGGCGCAACUGUCGUGCUCGCUGCCCGACGACGGCUUCCCCUUCAACAUCAUCCAGGACAUGUUCGUGCUGACGCCCGGCCCGCACGCCUGGAAGGAGACCGUCUUCUACGGGGUCUUCACCUCUCAGUGGUCCAACGGCGCCGCGGGAACUUCGGCCGUGUGCUCCUUCACCAUGGAGCAGGUGCGCAAAGCCUUCGGCGGCCCGUACCGCGAGGUCAACCGAGAAACGCGGCAGUGGUCCACUUUCAACCGACCCGUCCCGGAGCCCCGGCCGGGAGCGUGCAUCACGAACGCGGCCCGGAAACAAGGCGUCCUGUCGUCGCUGCACAUGCCGGACAAGGCGCUGAAUUUCGUCAAGGACCACUUCCUCAUGGACGAGGUGCUGCGCGGCCAGCCGCUGCUGCUCAACCGCCGGGCGCGCUACACGCGCAUCGCAGUCCAUCAAGUGGCGGCGGCGGCGGCGCGCCGGGCCUACCGCGUGCUCUUCGUCGGCACAGAUGACGGGCGACUCCACAAAGCCGUGAGCGUGAAGAAGAAGAUGCACGUGAUCGAGGAGCUGCUGCUCUUCCGUCACUCGCGGCCCGUGCGGCACCUGCAGCUGGACUCGGAAAAGGGUCUUCUGUAUGUCUCCGCUUUCUCCGAACUGGUCUCGGUCCCGCUGGCCAACUGCACCAAUUACGGCAGCUGCGGGGAGUGCAUCCUCUCCAGGGACCCGUACUGCGCCUGGAAUGGCAGGCGGUGUGUCGAUGUCACGCGGGCGCAGCCAAACGACUUUCUGCAGCAGGAUGUGGACAAUGCCGACGCUCGGGCCAUUUGCGACGAGACGGCACGUGCACGGGCGCGGCCUUGCCGGGCGAUCGUCAUCCCCGCCGACACCUUCCACGUGCUGCCUUGCGAGCUGCGCUCCAAGCUGGCGCGGAGGGUGUGGCGCUCCAGCGAGACGUCGGGCCGCUCGCAUUACCCCGGCUCGGAGGGGGGCCUGGCGGUGGUGGCGAGGGCGGGCGGCCAAGAGACCUACGAGUGCUGGUCGCUGGAGGAGGGCUUCCGGCAGCUGCUGGCCAACUACUGCGUGCGCGGCCGGGCCGCCGCCGCCUCGCAGGAGCGCGAGCUUCGCUCCCCGCGGCUCGCCGCCAAGUCCUACUGGAACGAGCUCGUCGUGGCGUGCGCCCUGCUGGCCUGCUCCCUGCUGGUCUUCUCGCUCUUCGUCCUCUACAGACACCGCCGACACGCCAAGGAGAGCGAGCGCCCCGGCGCGCCGCAGAACAGGCCCCGAUCGGCGGCCGUCCGCCGCGAAGAGGCUCAAGCCGUCACCGAGGCGACCGGACUUCUAGCGAGGUCCACCGGCGCCAGCCAAGUUACGUAUUUCUGCACACUGAAGAAAAAACUCAGGGAAACAAAAAGUAUGCACACCGAUGCCUAG